AUGGCUCACUUUGCGCAGGUCAUGGCUGAAGUGGGCGACUUUGGUCGCUUCCAGGCACAGGUGACCAUCCUGAUGGGCAUCCCCAAUUUCCUGUCUGCCUUCUUCGUGUUUAGUCAGGUCUUCAUGGUCCUCGAUGAGGCUCACCACUGCUCAGUGCCCUGGGUCAAGAACCACACUCUCAACCUAAGUGCUGCAGAGCAGCUGGCAGUAAGCAUACCCAACGACACAGCGGGCAGACCUGAGUCCUGCCUCAUGUUCCAGCCACCUCCUGACAAUGCCAGCCUGGAAGACAUCCUCAGCCACCGCUUCAAUGAGACACAGGCCUGUGACUCAGGCUGGGAGUAUCCUGAGAACAGGCCUCAGUCCCUAAAGAAUGAGUUUGACCUGGUGUGUGGUCGGAAGUACCUGAAGAGGACUUUACAGUCGGUAGUCAUGGCUGGCCUCCUCGUUGGGGCCCUCAUCUUUGGGCCCCUCUGUGACUGGAUUGGCCGCAGACCCUCCCUCCUGGUGCAGCUGCUUCUGUCUGCCAUCACGGGCAUGGCCGCAGCCUGUGUGUCCAGCUUUGAGCUUUAUAUGACCCUAAGCUUUGGCUUGGCUACCACUGUGGCUGGAUUUUUACUCAGCACCAAUGUCCUCCUUUCAGAAUGGGUGGGGCCGUCCUGGAGAACACGGGCCAUGGUCCUGUCCCAGAGUAACAUUGCCAUUGGACUGAUGGUGCUAGCAGGCCUGGCCUAUGGUGUCCGCAACUGGAGACUCCUUCAGAUCAUAGGCACCGCACCAGUCUUCCUGCUCAUCUUCUACUUCUGGGUUUUGCCAGAAUCUCCUCGGUGGCUCCUCUCCAAAGGAAGGAUAGAGGAGGCCAAACAACUGAUCCAGAAGGCAGCCUUGGUGAACAGGCGUUCCCUUUCUCCAGAACUCCUGAGCCAGCUGAUCCCUGAGAAGACAGGUCCCUCUGGAAAUGCGCUGGAUCUUUUCAGACACCCCUAUCUCAGGAAGGUGACACUGGUUCUCAUUGCUGUCUGGUUUGUGGACAGUCUGGUGUACUACUGCUUUAGCUUCCAAGUGGGGGACUUUGGCCUGGACAUCUACCUGACACAGCUGAUAUUUGGAGUAGUGGAAAUGCCUGCCCGUUUUUCCAGCAUCUUCAUAAUGGAGAAGCUGGGUCGCAAGUGGAGCCUGUUAGGUUCCCUGACUCUGGCUGGUACCAUGUGCAUCAUCAUCAUCUUCAUCCCAGCAGGUCUCCCCACGGUGGUCACUGUGCUGGCUGUGGUGGGGAAAUCAGCCUCAUCUUCUGCCUUCACCAUAUCCUAUGUGUACACUGCUGAGCUGUACCCCACCAUCAUCAGGCAAACAGGCAUGGGGCUGGUGAGCAUCUUCUCCAGGAUUGCUGGCAUCAUCACACCGCUCGUGAUGCUGCUGGAACAGUACCACAGGGCUGUCCCCAUGGUCAUCUUUGGCAGCUUCCCCAUCGUGGCAGGCCUACUGUGUGCUCUGCUGCCUGAGACGAAGGGCCAGACCCUGAAGGACACCAUCCAGGACCUGGAGAAGGGGCUCCCCUCGCGGUCCCACAACACCGCACCCCAGAGAAAAGAAAUGGACACCACAGGAAGGACUUCCAGCAUGAGGAAGGCCAUUGUGAAUAGUUCGUACUUCUGACUGUGGCCACUGAGAGCCAGCCCACCAAAGACAGAGGACUUCCC
This is a messenger RNA of Microtus oregoni (creeping vole), 1700 nucleotides long. Its product is annotated as solute carrier family 22 member 13-like. The transcript is spliced from 10 exons. The record is from RefSeq and is a predicted model, not a curated record. Gene Ontology annotation, cellular component: membrane. Lineage: Eukaryota; Metazoa; Chordata; Mammalia; Rodentia; Cricetidae. Gene Ontology annotation, biological process: transmembrane transport. Bases 1 to 1656 code for a protein of 551 amino acids. Gene Ontology annotation, molecular function: transmembrane transporter activity.